GAGCUUGCGCAGUUGUGUUUGUGCUUCUUGUCUUCUCCCGUCUGCUGGGGUGGUGUGUUUGGUUUCGUGAACCGUCCGUCUACCUCGAAGUGGCUCAUCUAUUGCUCAUGGCUGGUGAUAUUAUGCUUAUGAGCUCCGUGGUGUGAAAAUAAGCCGUUCAAGUGCAGGUGAAGAAUAGUCUGGAAGCAGCCCAAAAUGCGUGAAAGAUUGCUGCUUUUGCUGGAGGGGCAUCGAUUUGAUUGGCAAUAAUAUAUGUAGCUACCUAACUAUUCAACGUCCAUCAGCAAAGCGAUCGAGACGAAAAGGAAACGGCAUCGACGACGACAUUAUUGUGCUCUACAGCGUAAACGAAAAGAAGAUUACACGCAAGAGUUGCCGAAAUCUGGCUUGGAAAAAAAAAACGCUUAUUGGAAGGAAGAAGCUGUAAUCACUAUCUGUAUAGCUAUUUAGCUGCUUGCUGCACAGAGUACUCACAACAGGAAUUGCGACAAACUUUUCUGUGACUUACGAUCGAAAGUGCAAAAAAAUGGGCUUCGUCAAAGAUCCGUGCGGAAUUGUUUGCGUGCUGGUGACCUACUUGGCGGUGAUUUACGCCGACUAUGUGGUGACCCGGUGGAUCAUCCUGCAAACCAUGCAGAACAGCCUCUGGGCCCCGUUUCACGUGGUCGCAUUCAACACCAUCGUGUUCCUGCUGUCGAUGGCUCACCUAAAGGCGGUGCUGCUGGAUCCGGGGACUGUGCCACUGCCGCAAACCCGUAUCGACUUCUCCGAUCUGCACUCGGAACGAAACUAUAACCGCGAGCACGAAGAGUGGACCGUGUGCACCCGCUGUGAGACGUACCGACCCCCGAGGGCCCACCACUGUCGCAUCUGCAAGCGCUGCAUCCGCCGGAUGGACCACCACUGCCCGUGGAUUAACAACUGCGUCGGUGAGAGGAACCAGAAGUACUUCUUGCAGUUUCUGAUGUACGUCUGUGCGCUGGCUCUGUACUCGAUCUUCCUGAUCAUCGCUUCGUGGGUGUACCCCUGUGAGAAUUGCUCGACCACGGUUCCGGAAACGCAGAGCCGCAUGCUGCACAGCGUGCUGCUCCUGCUGGAGUCGGCUCUAUUCGGGCUGUUUGUGAUAGCCAUCAUGGUGGACCAAAUGCAUGCCAUCCUGUAUGACGAAACCGCAGUGGAAGCGGUCCAACAGAAGGGACCCUACCGCAGCCACAGGCCCAAGAUGGCUCUGCUGGCGGAGGUGUGCGGCCGGGGUCAUCCUGCCAUGUGGCUGUUUCCCUGUGCCACGCUGAAUCGGAAGCAUCACGACGUGCCGCUAUUGAGUCACGAUGUCUAAGUUGAUGUGGGGGGUAUUAUCGCUUUAUGUUUUUUUUUCCUUUCAGCAAGGGUAUUAAGUUCCAGCUUCGAUUAUCUUGUAGUUUGAUUCCUAAUUUGCAGACCGCGCGUGAGUCGAACGGAAAAGAGGACGCCAGGACCGUUGCUUGCUAACCGGGAGACAUUAAUUAUGUAUAUGUAUGUAUGUUUACGAGUAGGUAUUUAUUAUCAAGGUGUGGGAGUAAGGUAACAAAGUAAAGCGAUAAAGUAUAUUUUAUGGCUUCCGAUAAAUGGUGGACUAGGUAGAAACGAAAAGCAGAAUAUACAAGCAAUUUGGUUUGAGGUGAAUGGAAGGGAUUUAUUGUUGUGCUGUUUCCAAUGGCGCUUAAGCUUCAAACAAUGCGAAUGAUACUGCAUAAGUCCGGAUUUAUAAGGUUCGAGUGAUCGAAAACAGUAUUUUGAGUGGGCUCAUCCUAAAAUACUGAGCAUCCCAGGGAGUUAUGUCAUAUUCCGUCAAAUUUGGAUAAGCCAUAUGAAUCGAGUUGAAAGCCCCAAAAUCAUUGGAAUCGGCACUCAAAUGAUACGUUAUAAUUAUUGUUUAUUAAGUUAAUAUGCAACAAUAACACAGCAAGCAAAAAUCGUAAGGCCCCGUAUGUAUAGGUAAAAAAUGACGUACAAACAAAUUAACAAAACAGUUUCUGUACUUUGCAUCCAAAGUUCAACAUCAACAAAUCAAACAUGUUUUGAACAAUUUUCUAAAAUUAUAAUUCAAAAAUCACAUACGGUACUGUAAACUACAAUCUCUUUAUUCCUAUCGACCGAAUGUUCACAUGCGCAACCGUAUAUCUUCUCCGUGUGACGAGAACUGAUGUAGAAUACGAUAAUAGCCAUCAAACAACCGUAACAAGAAAGAUUUGAAUUUGAGGUUUCCCCCAUCGUAGAGCAGCACUAUUUCACCGACUUGUGUGCUUUUUCUCCUUCAUCAAUCCCGGAUAUCAUUCCUUAAACCCCUCCCCCUUUCAUUGGUAUAGACAAAACAAUUGGAAGCAAUAUCGAACUACUUCCACAUAUGACGAUAUACACGGCCAAUGAGAACGACACAAAUUUGCAGGAACGCAGCGAUGAAUAAAUUUGGCUUAUGUUUUCCUGUGCAACACCUCAAAAAUCUGCCGGAAAAUGAGGAAAAUUGACGAAAAUUUUACCGGGAUUUUUUCCUGUAAAAACAUGACGCAAGUUAACUCAUCACUGAGUUCCUGCACUUUAUGUGGUUAUGAGUAAACUAAACUCAAAUUUGGGUCGUUCUCAUUCGACGUGUAUGCUCUAGGAGAGAAACACAAACCAAUAGGUAUACCUGAUUUCGCACCGAAUUUCACACCCCACAUUGAAUUAACUUUUAAGCAAAGUGAGCGAGCUUUCACCUUCGAAGAAUUGUUGAUUAUUUUUAAGUACUUUUCAGUUGUAAAUAUCUUUCGCCUGACUUUUUUUUUAGACUUAGAUUUUUUACGAACAGUAAAUUCAUGGGUUGUAGUGAAUAUUAAUUAUGAUUUGCUUGGCAAGUUAUUUUUAAGUUAUCGUUGGUGCUUAGGUUUUACCAAACUGAUACUAGCAAGAAAGUAGCUUUUUUAAAACCAAUGUCAAUGUUGACUCUUUUGUUUUCUUUUUGAUACGAAACAACCACGGUACAGUAGAUUUAUAUGACUAAGCAAUAGAAACGGGAAAUGUGAACGCAUUCUUUUGUACAUAUAUCUUUCUCCGGAGCAAAAUUAGCUGCAAUGCAUGCACUUCAGCUUUGGUUUAGAAUUUCCGCAACAUAAAACGGAAAAAAAACCCCGACUGGCACUGAUGCAAAAUUUUAUCGUUGACAAAUCAGAGAGAAACUUUUUCGAAGCAUUUCUAUAGUUGCAGACCGUGUAGCAUUUUGGAGGGCUAGUUCCGCAUCCACAUGAGCAGGAAGAGGAGAAUCAAAUAAUGCAAACUAUAGUAUGUAAGCAACUGUAAGUGACACAAAUCUAGCGAGUAAGAAAUCGGUAAAUCCAUAACUAUAUAUUUAAAGAAAACACACAAACACACAGCAAACUGAAUGUAACAUUGAACCAUACUGCAUGCAUAAUGGUGAUAAAUGGUUAAGUGUAGGAAGAAGCUCCAGCAAAGUCAUUAUUGAAAGGAAGCGAUCAAGUCUGAGAAAUGUAAAAUGGUUACACUAACAAAAAUAUGUAAAAACUCAAUUGCAAAGCAUCUCAGAUUUAAGAAACAAUGGAAAUAUGAUUUAUUUUUGAAAGACAAAACCGUAGAAUACACGAACUCAACCCACUCAUUCACAGUAAAAGUCUUACGUGCAAACACUCUUUCCUGAAAUAUUGUAGCUCCCCGUUUCCUGAGAAUCAGUGAAUACAUUUGUCAGAUGAGAAUGAUGUGCAAUAA
Molecule: messenger RNA, 3735 nt
Organism: Ochlerotatus camptorhynchus
Lineage: Eukaryota; Metazoa; Arthropoda; Insecta; Diptera; Culicidae
Gene: Dnz1
Product: DNZDHHC/NEW1 zinc finger protein 11
Exons: 3
Coding region: 527-1336 (269 amino acids)
Molecular function (GO): palmitoyltransferase activity
Source: RefSeq, a predicted model, not a curated record